UCCGAACAGUGCUCAUCGAGUUUGCCACCAUACAUUUCAAUCACUUUCCAUAUCUUCUCAUUAUCUCAUCUUUCUCUCAGCAGCCUUCGUUAAUUACAUAUACCCCAUCUCCUCCAUUCUUUACCAUCAACUUCAAGCUUCACACUUCGCCUCACUUCAACUGACCACGCCCCAGCCAACACGAAUCACCUCGCAAUGGCUCGCAUAUUCAUCACCGGCUCCUCAGAUGGCAUUGGCCAAACCGUAGCCCGUAGCCUCAUCGCCCAAGGGCACCAGGUCACCCUUCACGCCCGCAACUCUGCGCGCGCCAAAGAGGCUAUGGCUUCAGUCCACGGCGCCGAAGGCGUCCUCAUCGCCGACUUAUCCAGCAUCUCGCAAACCAAGAAGCUAGCUCAUGACGCGAACAAGACCGGGGUCUUCGAUACAGUGAUUCAUAAUGCGGGGAUUGGGUAUGGCGAAAGCAAGAAGGUGACGGGGGAUGGGAUUGCGCACGUUUUUGCUGUCAAUGCUUUAGCUCCUUAUAUUUUGACCUGUUUGAUGGAGCGACCGAAGAAGUUGGUUUAUUUGAGUUCCGGGCUGCAUAGUGGUGGUGAUGCGAGUUUAAAGGAUGUUACGUGGACGAGUGGGAGGCGGUGGAAUGGGCUUCAGGCUUAUAGCGAUUCGAAACUCUUCGAUGUACUGCUUUCAUUCGCAGUAGCGAGACACUGGCCUGAAGUUGCAAGCAACGCCGUUUCGCCAGGCUGGGUCAGCACGAAGAUGGGUGGGGCUUAUGCCUCCGGAUCGAUGAAGAAGGCGACUGAGUUACCGACUUGGGUGGCUACCCAUGAGAGGGAAGAGACGGGGAGUGGGAACUACUUUGUUGCGCAGCAUCAAAAGAGUCUGCAUAAGGCGGCGAAUGAUGAGAAGACCCAGGCGGAGUUCUUGAGAAUAUGUGGUGAAAUCUCAGGGGUGUCCUUUCCAGAAUGAAAUUGGGGAGAAAUGAGCCCUUGGUUGCAGGUUUCCAGCUAACAGCAAGCUGUCGUGAACUCUGUUAUUCUCAUCGAUUUUUGCUCGUGAGUAUUCUACAUCACCGCAUCGAAUUGUUGUUGGUACCUGCUGCAAGUCUUCAUUACUGUAGAGUUCUAUGCGUGGCACGUUCUUUUAAUGCAACAUCGGGAGAUUGACG
Messenger RNA from Hyaloscypha bicolor E, 1165 nucleotides. RefSeq names its product short-chain dehydrogenase/reductase SDR. The coding region runs from base 196 to 966 and encodes 256 amino acids. Lineage: Eukaryota; Fungi; Ascomycota; Leotiomycetes; Helotiales; Hyaloscyphaceae. The record is from RefSeq and is a predicted model, not a curated record. The transcript has 2 exons.